AUGGGUGAACUCUCAUCUGCAGGUGUUCAAGAACCUCUGCUAUCAAGUAGAAAUAGCAUUAAGAUUGAAGCUCCAAAUACUAGGAGAAGAAAAAAAGUGGAUAAAGGACUACUAGGUAGAUUCUCAAAAUGGGAUCACUAUAAGCAAGCAUCAGCACCAUCAUCGCCAGAGGGUGAGCUAAUAGGUAGAAGGCCCUCAGUUAGAAGAACAGAUUUUACCAAUAAGAAGGAGUACAAUCGAUACCAGAAACAGAACCGAUUUAUAUUUCAUAGGGGGUUCUUUAGACGUAAUGUCCAUAAUAGAUCAAUAAGACGUGGUAGUGAUAAUCGUAUAAGGCUAAAGAACAAAGCUGAACUGAAUGCAGCGUUACAAUACGUGGAUUUAUCAUCUUUGGCACCGCAGGAUGUGAUUAGUACUGAUAAAGUGGUAACUUUCAGGCCAACUCAAUUGCGUCAAAGGACACCUGCUGUAGUAAUAUCAUCACUGACGCCUAUAGGUAAUUACACCAGCUCUUUGGGCAGAACUGUGUCCAUUAAGAGAUCAAUGCCAAUACACCAUUCGCCGCCGCAAGAUAAGAGUACUCCAAAAGGUGCAUCAAGACCUAAUUCAAGCUUACAUAGAUCGCUCUCGACACCAGCGUCCAUUAGAAAUAUACGGCGAAGAUUUUAUUCACCGCAGCGCACAGUUUUACAAAAUAUGUGGAGGGAAUACUUGCUUUUGGUGAUUACUCAAAGGUCACAAUUGAGAAUUUCAUUGCUUCGUCAAGGUGGUAGUAGUUUGACAUCUUCUCAGACAAGGACAGUUGAGACAAAAGAGCUUCUGCGCGACGAUCCAAUAACGUCUGCCGCAGAAGGUUCUCCAUCUGCCUCAUUCAUAACUGCUAGGAGGAAAGCUCUGUGA
This is a messenger RNA of Zygosaccharomyces rouxii, 900 nucleotides long. RefSeq names its product Nis1p (gene NIS1). Lineage: Eukaryota; Fungi; Ascomycota; Saccharomycetes; Saccharomycetales; Saccharomycetaceae. The coding region runs from base 1 to 900 and encodes 299 amino acids. The transcript has a single exon. The record is from RefSeq and is a predicted model, not a curated record.